AUGCAAAGCGCCCAGCAUGCCGGCAGAGUGGGAGCAUGCUUUCUUGAUGUGUUGAGCUGCGAACCCCCAGCUGCGGAGGUCGUCUUCGCCACAGGCCUUGCAGGCUGCAGCCGAGCGGGGCAAGUAUGUCGACAGAGCUGCCGCUCCCUGCAGCCGUUGUUGUCCAGGCUUUACCCGCAUCGGCUGUGUCUCCUUGGAGGAGAAAUCCUGGAGAGCCCUUCGCCCUUUCGAGCAUCCGCUCGUGUGCUUGGCCGAGUUCACAGCCUCGAUGCCAGUAGCGAAGUUGCAGCAUCGAAGGGGUCAGUGGCGUGGCUGCAGGAACUGCCGAUGCCGAGUUGUCGCUCCUUCAUGGCAGUCCUAGCUUGCGGAGUCAAGGUGUACGUCUUGGGUGGGCAACGCCCAACCAAAGCACCCGGCUUCAAGCUUCGACAUCUUGGCUUUCAUGCACUCGCCUCUUUCGAUUGCUUCGACGCUGAUGCGCGGGCCUGGGAGAGCUUGCAGCCAAUGCCGACGGCCCGGCGAAGUUUAGCGGCUGCUUUCGUGGACGGCUUCAUCUACGCAGCUGGCGGGUCCAACUGCGCUGAUCGACUGGAUGUGGUGGAGCGCUACAGCCACAAGCGUGGCUGGGAAACGAUGCCGCCGCUGCCCACUGCCAGAGAAGGCUUGGCCCUGGUCAGCAUCCCUUCCCAGAUCUUUGCCAUUGGGGGUUUGGGUUCGAGCGGCUCGCCGUUGAAGGAUGUGGAGGUCUUCGAGUUGCCAAGCCACAGUUGGACAAAGCUCAACUGUAUGCCUUUUGCCUUCGGCAAUUGCUCCGCGGUCUCGUUUGGUGGCAACAUCUACGUUUUUGGAGGUUACUCAGGCGUUGGUAGCGAGGAAGCUUGGCGACAAAACGCUCUUCAGCAGUUCGACCCACAUGCGCAAUGCUGGCAUGCUCUGGGUGGCGCGUCUCUUCCACACCCACGGUGGGGGAGUGCGGUGGCCUUGGAUGCUGAGGGCCGCCUCUUUGUGUGUGGCGGAUACAAGGAGCUUCGUGCAAGCCGGCACGUGGAAGUGCUGGACCUUCGCCGGCCCCACAAGGGCUGGCGACCGGGUCCGCUUUUACCCGGCGCAUGCGCGGGCUGCAGUGCCACGUCUGUUCGUCUGCCUGGCUUCUUGCGGCCUGGAUUCUUGCGGUGA
This is a messenger RNA of Symbiodinium natans, 1176 nucleotides long. The record is from the annotation of a GenBank genome assembly. NCBI's taxonomy places the organism in Eukaryota, Dinophyceae, Suessiales, Symbiodiniaceae.